GAUUCAGCAGACACUGGAAGUGGUGGUGAAGGACACAGUGGUAGUCAAUGUUAUUUGAGCAGGGUCAGCAAGCCCUGGAACUUCCUGAAUGCACAAUGCAGAAGGCUGCAUACUAUGAAAACCCAGGACUCUUCGGAGGCUAUAGCUACAGCAAAGCCACUGACACUUAUGGCUAUGGUACCCCCCAUCAGCCCUACCCACCCCCUGCUGCCGCCAACUCCCUGGACACUGAUUACCCAGGUUCUGCCUGCUCCAUCCAGAGCUCUGCACCUCUGCGAGCCCCAGCCCACAAGGGGGCUGAACUCAAUGGCAGUUGCAUGAGACCUGGCACUGGGAACAGCCAGGGUGGGGGUGGUGGCAGCCAGCCUCCUGGUCUGAACUCAGAGCAGCAGCCACCACAACCCCCCCCUCCACCACCCACUCUGCCCCCAUCCUCACCUACCAAUCCUGGAGGUGGAGUGCCUGCCAAGAAGGUCAAGGGUGGGCCCAAUGCUUCCAACUCCUCAGCCACCAUCAGCAAGCAGAUCUUCCCCUGGAUGAAAGAGUCCCGACAGAACUCCAAGCAGAAGAACAGCUGUGCCACUGCAGGAGAGAGCUGCGAGGACAAGAGCCCGCCAGGCCCGGCGUCCAAGCGGGUGCGCACGGCCUACACCAGUGCGCAGCUGGUGGAGUUGGAAAAGGAAUUCCACUUCAACCGCUACUUGUGCCGGCCGCGCCGGGUGGAGAUGGCCAACCUGCUGAAUCUCACCGAGCGCCAGAUCAAGAUCUGGUUCCAGAACAGGCGCAUGAAGUACAAGAAGGACCAGAAGGCCAAGGGCAUCCUGCACUCGCCGGCCGGCCAGUCUCCGGAGCGCAGCCCGCCACUCGGCGGCGCCGCUGGCCACGUGGCCUACUCUGGGCAGCUGCCGCCGGUGCCAGGCCUGGCCUACGACGCACCCUCGCCGCCGGCUUUCGCCAAAUCGCAGCCCAAUAUGUACGGCCUGGCCGCCUACACGGCGCCGCUCAGCAGCUGCCUCCCACAGCAGAAGCGCUACGCGGCGCCCGAGUUCGAGCCCCACCCCAUGGCAAGCAACGGCGGCGGCUUCGCCAGCGCCAACCUGCAGGGCAGCCCUGUGUAUGUGGGUGGCAACUUCGUCGACUCCAUGGCGCCCGCCUCCGGGCCCGUCUUCAACCUGGGCCACCUCUCGCACCCAUCUUCGGCUAGCGUGGACUACAGUUGCGCUGCGCAAAUUCCUGGCAACCAUCACCACGGACCGUGCGACCCUCAUCCCACCUACACAGAUCUUUCGGCUCACCACUCCUCUCAGGGACGCCUGCCCGAGGCCCCCAAACUGACACAUCUGUAGCGGUCACCCUCUGCCCGAACCUGCGGCCUCUGGCCUGGCCCCUGCUUCCCAGGUCUCCAGCUGCUGAGGCAGAGGCUAUGGGGCCUCCCCUCCAUGCGCGUCCUCCUUCGGGUGACUCGCCAUAAAUCAGCCGCAAGGAUCCUCCCCUGCAAGCCUGACAGUGCCAUAUACUGCGGACCGAGGGACUCUAGUCUGGUAAUGGUGUCCCGAAGGUAAGUCUGAGACCCGUUGGCCAUGCGCCCUGCCUGCGGAAGGACUAGAGUUGGAGAGUCCUGGGCCUGGCCUGCAUCUAGCUUAGUUUUGGAGAUCUUAAUUUAUAUGCUCCUUCCCCGUCCAGUAAGGAUUGCAUUGGACUAAACGAUCUGUAUUUAUUAUUUGAAGCGAUUCAUUUCGUUUCCCUGAUUAUUUAUUCCUCCUCUUAAUGUAUUUAUGUGUAUAUUUGUAGAAUUCUCCAGCCGAGCUUAGGAACGUGCUCCCAGGCUUUGGGGGCCACAUUUCACCUGUUUAGUCCCCUUGGUCUGAACUAGUUGAGAGUAGUUUUGAACAGUUGUAACCAUGGCUGGUGUUUGUAGUUGAUGUAAAGGAUUAAGACCACAAAUUGUCCUUCAUGGUCGUAGAGUCAAGCAGCCCAGUGGCAUGGCACAACACACCUUAUUCAUUUCUCAACAGCCACAGCCCUUGCCACUUGUCACAGUUUAUUGAUUUCAAAUUGUCUGGUACUAUUUGAACAAAUAUUUAGAAUAAAAACUUUUCUCAGUUGGAAGUCUAUCUGUGUUAAUCACACACACUUGCAAGCACAUCACUCUGCCUUUAUCUUUUGAACAAUCCCAAUGGAAGACCAAGAACAAGGCUGACCCUUUGAAAAACUUUUAUUUAUUUGGAAUCUAGUACAUAAAUUGAUUUUUUGGGUGAUACUUGCUUACAUUCCAGUUAUUGAAAUGGAGGGGGGUGUCUGAGGGUGCAAACCUAGAAAUGUCCUGUGUGGGAUGACUG
Heterocephalus glaber (naked mole-rat) is the source of this 2339-nucleotide messenger RNA. It is a transcript of the gene Hoxd3, whose product is annotated as homeobox D3. NCBI's taxonomy places the organism in Eukaryota, Metazoa, Chordata, Mammalia, Rodentia, Bathyergidae. Gene Ontology annotation, cellular component: nucleus. Gene Ontology annotation, biological process: anterior/posterior pattern specification; embryonic skeletal system morphogenesis; regulation of transcription by RNA polymerase II. Gene Ontology annotation, molecular function: DNA-binding transcription factor activity, RNA polymerase II-specific; RNA polymerase II cis-regulatory region sequence-specific DNA binding. The record is from RefSeq and is a predicted model, not a curated record.